AAGGUGAGACAUGUGGGGAGACAGGAGCAAAGGUUGUGAGACGGUAGCCGGCGCCGGCGGCAGUGGGAGAGGGCACCCAGGGCGGCUCUGAAGAGGGGCAGACUCACCCUCACCCACCCACUCACCCGUUCACACACGCGCCCCCAUCGCACACUACAGCCCGCACUCGCCAACACACACACACACACACACAUUCACACACACCCUCCCUCCCUCUCCUCUUUCGGGCUCACCGUGGCAGUGAAUGCCUGCUUUCCUUCUGUGGCACAGCGCCCUGGCACGGGGCAGGAACACUGAGCUCUUCUUUCUCCACUUCCCCGGCGACCUCGCAGAGCCCAAAAGGAAGUGGCCCUGCACCCUGCGUUCCCUGCCAGCCUCCCGGGUUUGGAUUUUUUUUUUUUUAUGACCCAAUUGGCAGGAUUGAAUCCCCCAAUAACUGGAGACAGUUCCCGACCUGGGAAGGUGGUAAGAGGGGAGGGCAAAGUGAAUUCAUCGACAGGGGGUUUAUCAGCAUCAACACAGCACCUUCUAUUCCGUGGGAACUGGUUUCUGGAGAGAAAGGUAGACUGAGGGAAAAAAACAAACAAAAACUUACUAAUUCAGCCAGGGUCCUCUCCUGAGUGCCUGCUUCCCUUCACGCGGUGUUCCGAUGAGAGAGGUGUCUGAAGCGCGGGGAGAGGGAAUAGGUUCGUGGGUGGAAUUCUGUGUUGGGGGAGAGGAUGGGGUUAAUUGGCUGGGUGUUGCUUGGCGGGAAGUUUCGGUGCAGAGGAUGUGGUGGUGUUAUUGCGAGUGGCAGGGACCCGCAGUCAAGGUUGAAGGAAGGACGAAAACCGAGUCUGGGCGAUAGGGGACCUCCUCCCAGCCACAAACACCUCGGCGCAGCGGGCUGGCUGGCGACCGCGCUGCCCAUCUCCGAGAGCCGGGGGAGGAUUGUGCAGCCGACCGGGAGGAGGCGCGGAGGGCGCCGCGGGCGUGGGCUUGACGAAGCGCGAUGGCACAGACCCAACUUGACCUGGGUGUACCUCGACCAGAUUUGUCCCGGGAGCUUCCUGGGACAGCGACCAGAAAUGAUCCUGAGGUUCUGGGCUCGAGUUCUUUUUGUUUGCUUUUUGGUUUUGGUUGUUGUUGUUUCCACCUUAAGAUGAUGCCUUGGUAUGCACUCUACAAUUAAGAAGGGCCUGUGGACGUCGGGGACGUCCACCCGCGCUGGGGGGGUGCGCUGGGGCGGAUAAAGCGGCGCAUUUGCAUCGCGGGGCCGUGGGCUGCCUGACUACGGCUGCCGCGAGCAGAUUAUUUAUUGCGACCGCGCCGGGCGCUCGCUGCUGCCACGCUGUGGCCAUCGCCGGAACCGACGCCAGCCGCAGCCCCGCGUCGUGCAGCCUGGCGCGACUGCUGCGCGGGCCCCUCAGAGGUUCCCAAGCAGCCCGAGGAGAGGGGGGCGAGGGAGGACCUCAGGGGCGGCCUCCCAGGGCCUGACUGGCCGGGAACCUCCCCCGCCUUGGCCACCCCUGACCGGAGCUGGACGCCCGACUAGACUCGAGUCCUGCCGCCAGCCCAGCACCAUGGAGACUGGUUGCACAGGCCGCCUGGCACGUCAUGGCUGCUUCUCUCCAAACUGCGCGUCCCAAGGCGCCCCGGGGGCGCACACUGGUUCGGGAAACGAGCCCGCUGUGGGAUUUUGAAAUCGGAGAUAGCACUCGUGGUCCUGAGGCCUGCAGGCCUGGCUGGCCCUGAGGAGGAUUGGCUAUGGCAAGGAAGGCGGGCUUUGGCUCCAAGCGAAGGCCUGUGACAGGCAGAGGCCACACCUGUGUGCUAUGGGCUCUGGCCUGGGCUAGCGAUCCCGGCGGACGCAGUGGCCUUCAAGGAACCCCCCAGCAGGCCUCUCUCCAGGCCGGCGGAGGUCGAGGAGCUCAGUGGGCAGCCCCAGAAAAGGGCGAAUUGUGAGGCUCUGCUCGCCAUCCCGUCCCCCUCGAAGAGCAGCUGAAAGCUGAGAAAUCAAAUUCUUUCGUUGACUGGGACAAUGAUUAAAUCGAGAAUCCGGGUCAAACCAUAACAAAUACUAAUAACAGUAGUAAACUGCCACCAGCCCCAACACCGUGUGGGACCUGGAGGAAUGAAGCAGAAAUUAUGAAUGUAAACAUUUAUCAACAUCUCCAAAUGAUUAUUUUCAUCUUACAUGAUAAUAACUUGCUUGAAAUCACCAUCAUCUGAUGGUCUUUUUAAAGAAACAACAACUCAAACAUGAUUUUCUUCUAACACAACUUUUUAAAAAAUCCCUUUUUAAUUUUUGACUCUUGAGUUUUCAUUUUCACCUAUCAGAUCCUUUCCCUAAAGAAAUUCGAGGACAAUUUAAAAUUAUAUCCUUUCCUGCCAGGCCCUUAUUUAUAUAUGCAAAGAAGAAACUUUCCCCGCUUCAAUUGACUGGGUCACAGUCAGAAGGCUUCUGGGUGCAGCCCCCAUUGGGUGGGCAGCAGCCGAUUUCGAGGAUGCACCAUAGUCUCUGGGGAGGCCAAUCAUAGCCCAGUCCUUUCCCAAUGUUUUCUCCUUGGGGGAAGUGAGGGGAGAAAUCGAAAAGCAAGGAAGAGAUUAAGGAAGUCGUUGCCAGAUUCCUAGGGGGGCCUUGCCACACACCCCCAAGUCCUGAACCCCAUCAGCCUGCAUUCACCAGUUUUACAGAUCUUAUAAACACCCUCUGGAUAUUCAACCAAAUCAUAUAAAUAAAUCGUUCUUCAAGCUCCACAGAACUGAGCAUUUUAAAGCUAAUUCAAGGGGUUUUACAAGCCUAACAAAUACAGUUGUAAAAAUGCCAUUGAAAAGAUAUCACAUUUACAAAAUGAGAUUGAUCCAUGUGCUAUAAAAGUCAACUGUCUCAAAGGAACACCUCUCAGGCAAGAGAGCGCAGCCCAGGACAGUAUUUUUCCUGUCCUGUUUGGAGAAGGCCAGGCCUGGGGCUGCAGUAAAAGCAAUUCAGAGAAUUUCUGGAGCUGGUGAGACAAACUGUUUCUGGUUCUGGAGCAACUGUGGGUGGCAGGUCCCCCAAAAUGUCCCAGAAAAGGCAGGAAAGGGGACAUCCCAGGACACUGUCCAUGGACAGGCGACCCAGAAACCAAGCACAUCCAUCAUUCCCGCGGCCUUGGGCCCGCAGAGCUGCCCUCUAUGCCCAGCUGGGCCAGGGACCCUGGGUCACCAGCACCUCUGAAAUGAGGACAGAGAUUCCACAUCUGGAUCUGUCUCAUCUCUGAGCUAUCAGGGUGGCGGAGGGAGAGUCUGGCGAGUUGGGCUUGGGCAAGGGGAGCAGGUCCCAGGGCUGGAUUCGGAGCUCAGUCUCACAACUACUCCUCUGUAGGUCCCUUUCUUGUUGAAACCAGUGGUUUCUGCCCUCUCGGUUCCUGGGUUCAGAGGCAGCAGGAGCGGGGCUCACAGCUUGUGAGGGUUGCUUUGAGGCCAGGCAAUCGCUGGCCAUUGGAAGGAGGCCCCUAGAGACUCAAAGGAGACGCGUUGUAUGUGGGAGUAGGGGGCCGGCGGGGGAAGAGACUAGCCUCGUCCUGGUCCUGGUCAGCUCGAGGUGAGCCUUUCCCCUUGGCGGCGAGGCCCAGGCCCUUGGUGGGAGCGGGGAAGGAGAGGAGGAGGUGAUGCCCCGAUUCCUAAGGCGCAGGAGUGAAGAAGGCCUGGUUUCUCAGAGCCCUUCUCCAGCUCCGGAGCCCGCACCCACGCGUAGGGGAGUGCAGGGGGAGGGGCAAACUCAGGUCCCUGCCGGGAGGGCAGGCCGGCCCGGAGCAAAGACAUCCUCGUCACCGCCCCUCCCUGAGCGAGGCUGUCAGGUUUCCUGUUUGGAGAGAAAACCCAGCAAAAUCCAACAAGGCAAAAGGGUGGGGUGGGGUGGGGGGGUGAUAGAAAGAGCGGGCCUGGCCAGGUCUUUGCAUCAGCCCGGACGCGGGUGCCCCUACCCCGGCCCGAGCCGCACGCCCCUGCCCAGGCCUCGCCCGCCACCGGCUUUCGGGAAGAGAGCCGGGCCGGCUGGCUGUGCGCGCCCAUUAAUCUGCCGGGCGGGCGGCGGCGGGCGGGCGGGCUGGGGGCUGUUUGUAACUUUGCUGCCUCGGUCGCCGCGGUCCCCGGGGAGCGGGCUCCGGCGCUCGCUCCCAUUGGCCGCCGCCGCGUCAGCUGGUGCGAUUUGCUGCUGUCGCUUUUGGCGUUCGGCCAUCCAGAAACAAACCAGUUCGAUGACUACUAAUAGUUAUAGCCAGAUAUACUAAUACACAACAAAUCACAGUCCUGCAGAGGGGCGCGCAAAUGAGUUCCUAUUUUGUGAAUCCCACUUUCCCCGGGAGCCUGCCCAGCGGCCAGGACUCCUUCUUGGGCCAGCUGCCCCUCUACCCGGCCGGCUAUGACGCGCUGAGGCCCUUCCCAGCCUCGUACGGGGCGUCGAGCCUCCCGGACAAGACGUACACCUCACCUUGUUUCUACCAACAGUCCAACUCGGUCCUGGCCUGCAACCGGGCGUCCUACGAGUACGGGGCCUCAUGUUUCUAUUCUGAUAAGGACCUCAGUGGCGCCUCGCCCUCGGGCAGUGGCAAGCAAAGGGGCCCCGGGGACUACCUGCACUUUUCUCCCGAGCAGCAGUACAAACCCGACAGCAGCAGCGUGCCGGGCAAAGCCCUCCAUGACGAAGGCACCGACCGGAAGUACACGAGUCCUGUUUACCCCUGGAUGCAGCGGAUGAACUCCUGCGCGGGUGCUGUGUACGGGAGUCACGGGCGCCGAGGCCGCCAGACCUACACGCGCUACCAGACGCUGGAGCUGGAGAAGGAGUUCCACUUCAACCGCUACCUGACGCGGCGCCGCCGCAUCGAGAUCGCCAACGCGCUCUGCCUCACCGAGCGCCAGAUCAAGAUCUGGUUCCAGAACCGCCGCAUGAAGUGGAAAAAGGAAAAUAAACUCAUCAAUUCCACACAACCCAGCGGGGAGGACGCUGAGGCAAAAGCGGGCGAGUAGACGCCUGGGCAGGGACCAGGCCCGCGCCGCAACCUCCCUCAGCUUGCCCCCUCGCCUUCUCCUACUCCCCAACUUUUCUUCCCUGCUGCUCCCAUCCGGGGGGCUUUCGCAGCUUCAGGGGGAGCCCGGCGCUUUGCAAACGUCUGAGCAUUUAUUUCUUACAAGAAAAAAAAAAAAAAAAAAAA
Balaenoptera musculus (blue whale) is the source of this 5177-nucleotide messenger RNA. It is a transcript of the gene HOXA6, whose product is annotated as homeobox A6. NCBI's taxonomy places the organism in Eukaryota, Metazoa, Chordata, Mammalia, Artiodactyla, Balaenopteridae. Gene Ontology annotation, molecular function: DNA-binding transcription factor activity, RNA polymerase II-specific; RNA polymerase II cis-regulatory region sequence-specific DNA binding. Gene Ontology annotation, cellular component: nucleus. The transcript is spliced from 3 exons. The record is from RefSeq and is a predicted model, not a curated record. Gene Ontology annotation, biological process: regulation of transcription by RNA polymerase II; anterior/posterior pattern specification. Bases 4291 to 4992 code for a protein of 233 amino acids.